Messenger RNA from Sphaeroforma arctica JP610, 2565 nucleotides. RefSeq lists its product as hypothetical. The transcript has 3 exons. The record is from RefSeq and is a predicted model, not a curated record. Gene Ontology annotation, molecular function: protein dimerization activity. The annotation marks the transcript as partial. Lineage: Eukaryota; Ichthyosporea; Ichthyophonida.
GGUCAUGGUCUGUUUCAGGGAUCUUCACCAACAGCCAAUGAUUUUAAUAAUGAUCGAUUGCAGGAGAUGUAUAUGAAUUUGGUCCAGCAACAGGUGCAAGCGCAGCAGGCAUUGCUGAAUCAGCAACACCAACAAAGCCUAAACUUGCAACUGGGAAGUACUCCUCCCAUUGAUUUGGGGGACAUAAACAUGACUUUGAACGGCCAAAUGGGCAUGUCAGACGUCUCACAAGGUCAGAAUGCUCAGCUUAACGCGUUCGGCAACCCGCAAAUGCAUGGGCAGGGAUUGGGAGAUGGCAGCGAGCAAGCGCAGACACAAGCACAGGCUCAAGUACAGCAGCAGCAACAGCAACGGCAACAGCAACAGCAACAGCAACAACAACAGCAACAGCAACAGCAACAGCAACAGCAAAUGGAACAUAUGCAGCAAAUGCAGCAUAUGCAACAGCAACAGCAGCAGCAACAACAGCAACAGCAACAGCAUCAGCAUCAACAACAACAACAACAACAACAACAACAACAACAAGCCCAAGAGGCUCAGCAGCAACAACACCAGCAUCAGCAAAUGCACAGGAGUGACAGCACCAGCAGUGCGAUUCAUAUGCUCACCAGCGACCAAGCACAUAACACGCCAAGACCCAUAUCGCCCAAUGAGAUGCGAGCACAGACACAGCAACAUGGACAGGUUACAUUCGGGAUGGGGAGCAUGGAUAAUAUCAGCCAAAGCAUGUCUUCACCGAGGAAAUCAAGCGUUGGUACACAAUCGUUGCACUCACAGGGACAUUCACAGUUGCAGCCCCAGAGACAGAAUAGCACGGCUAGUGUGACUACUGUGCCCACACAGGCACAAACGCAGCAGCAACAGCAACAGCAGCAACACCAGCAACAGCAACACCAGCAACAGCAACAGCAACAGCAACAGCAACAGCAACAGCAGGCCCUACAACAAGCACAAGCUCAGGCUCAGGCCCAGGCACAAGCACAAGUACAGGCACAGGCACAGAUGAUGGGGAUCCCAAUGCCACCAGGAGGCAUGCCUGGUAUUGCCGGUCAACCCAAUCAGCUGCAGAUGCACGAGUUUAUGCGCAUGUAUCAGCACUUGCUGGCCAAUCCCGCGGUGAUGACUGCUAUGGCGGCUGUGUAUGGAGCUAUGAACCAAACCCCCGGUGCUGUGGGUAUACCGCCUGGAUCAAUGCCUACAAUCCCGGGUGCACUUCCAGGUGCGUUGCCCGGGUUACCAGCAGGCUUUCACAUGCCGGGAGGCUUACCGUCAAUGCCAGGGAUGAACGGACUGCCUAGUAUGGGAUUCAUGGCGCCAAAUGCCAUGUCCACGCAGCCGAAUCUACCUACCGGACAAGGCCAGAGCCAUUCCACACUCACGCGUAUCAAUAGUGCGCCUCAGAACUUGGUAGGAGCCGAUGAAGCCACACAGGGCACAGAUGCACAACUCAACGCACAGACACACGCACAAGCACAAGCACAGAGCGGGGCACACUUACAGCCCCAUCCGAGUGGAGGAUUGGGAGCUCAACAAACGCAGCAGCAACAAGCCCAGGCCCAGGCCCAGGCACAAGCACAAGCACAGGCCCAGGCUCAGGCACAGGUACAGGCACAGGCGCAGUUGCAACUACAGCAGCAGCAACAGCUCCAUCACCACCAGCAACAGCAACAGCAACAGCAACAGCAACAGCAACAGCAACAGCAACAGCAACAGCAACAGCAACAGCAACAGCAACAGCAACAGCAGCAUCAACAGCAACAGCAACAACAGCAGCAGCACAUGCAUCAACACGGGCCAAAGCCCAUACAGCCUGCACCGCCGGGCCUGACGCACAGCGGGAGUGGGACCAGUCGCAAUCCAGCUGCGGACGAUGGUACUACGGCCAAGGGAGCCUCAGGCGCAGGCAACGGCACAGGCGCAGGGGAAAAUGCCACAGCCACGGCGGGUGGGGGGCUAGCUGGUAAUAGUAGCAACGGCAGCAAUGGCACCGCAAAUAGUGUCACUAUGAACAUGCAGACGCCGGGGGUGGCCGGGGGGGGUAUGAGCUCCAGUCUGCCUACUGCGGGUAUGCACACCCCCGCGCACGCGCAGACGCACGUGCAGGUCCAUAAUCCACACAUGCAGACCCAUGGACACUCACAGUCACACCCCCACUUACACGGUAUCAUGCCCAUCGCACGCGUGCGUACCAUCAGCUCGUCGAGCGUCAACACAGUCAUGGGUCCGCCCGCUCCCGUGCUAAGGCCGGCGGAGCAGCCGGUUGCCAUGGCCACGGAGGGAGUGGGCAGUGAGAUGGUGCGGUCGAGUAGUGCCGGCAGUUUGACGGGCGACGGGAAGAAGCCCAAGAGCACUAUCACACAGCGCUUCGAGCACUUGCAGGCGUCUCUGCCGUCGAUGAGGAGGCGAGGGCUGACCAACAAGCUCAGCAAGUCGGCUGUGUUGUUUCAGGCUGUGGAUCACAUUAGCAAGUUAGAACGCACGGCCGAUGCGAUGACCAAACGAAGUCAUGAUGCUGCGCCAGGAGGCUACGGCACUCUCCAUGCUCAAUAUGAAGUACCAGCAGGU